AUGCCCGAGGUUGACGCCGAGAAUCUCCCGCCGACUGGGAAGGCCACGGUCACUCGGAGAUUCGCGCAGAAAUGCAUGAAUCCAAAGCGCUAUCGGCCGAUUGAUCCAGACCGAGUGGGCGUCAAUGGAUCACCGGCAGAGAUGACAAAUGGUAAUGGAUGUGUCCAGAAUGGAGUCUCCGAUCAUUUACAAUGGGAAAGUGUUAAAGAGCGGGUGAUCAAAGCGGGAACUGUGGAAAAGCUUGUGGACCCUAAAGACGCAGGCUCCUUCCGACCUAUCGCCAUAUUGAACACGCAAUUCAAGUUACUGACCGGAGUGAUUGCACGAGUGAUCACCGAGAAAUACAACGGGAACAGGUACGCCUUCCCAGAAGAACAGCUAGCUGUGAGAACGGGUGUGAAAGGAUGCGAGACAGCCCAUCUGACCGAGAUCGAUACUCAC
Messenger RNA from Mesorhabditis belari, 441 nucleotides. The record is from the annotation of a GenBank genome assembly. Lineage: Eukaryota; Metazoa; Nematoda; Chromadorea; Rhabditida; Rhabditidae.